AUGGAUGAGCAAUCGUUCUACCCCAAUGGCCUUCGCAGCGGCGACGAUGCCUUCUAUGAGGUCAACGAUGACGACUUUUACGGUGACCAGAUUCACGGCAUCCACAUGAGCACGCCAAACAGCAGUGCCCAAACGCUUGCCGCGGCUGUCUCAGCUGCAAAUGGCGGGAGGGACGCAGCUGGUCCGAGUCAUCUCCAACCCAGCAACAAAAGUCAACAACUGGGAAAUGAGCAGAUCGGUUGGCAAGGCCACCCCGCCAGCGCAAACGCCUUCCUUCAGGGCGUCCCGCUGUACGUCAACAACCAGGUCUCAUACCAGGGCUACAACGCCGCAGGCUUUGGUCAGCCUGGCAACUACAUGCCCUUCCCUGAUGGCAUGCCUGCCAACGCUUCGUUCUCCGACCCCAACAUGUCCUUCGAGACUCUCGAGUACAACCCAUUCAGCCCAAUCUCGACCAACCUCAGCUUCUCGUCGUCCUCGGACGGGUCGCCGGUCGCAUCUGAACAGCUGGCUAUUGAAUCGAUGACCCUCGGUUCUGCGUCCGCACAGGAGAGAAACCCUCCCGUCAUGGCAAGGAGUGGCCAUCACACGCCAGUUGCAGAGGGUUCUGGGCAGGGCCAGGCCUGGGGAGGGAGCUGCCCGGCGACGAUUUCCCCCAAGAUGCUGAGAAUGAACCCAUCGCCAACCCCUACCUCGUCAACCAACUCGGUACACACUGGUCUCAUGCUUGGGGGCGAGUCCGACCUCGGCUCUACGGCAUUCGACCAGCAGCACCAUGUCUGUAACCCAUUGGGCUCGAAACGGUCGGGCCACAAGCAACGCAAAGAACUUCCGAGCAAGUCCAGCAAGCCACGACCACCGCCGUCCUCGUCGUGCGGCUCAUCAUCCUCGAAGGGCAAAGCUCCAGUGCAUGCCCACGCCCACCACCACCACAGCGUCCAACAACCAGUCCCAACUCACCACCUGGUCCCCCUGAAACCGAUGCCCGACUUCGGGAACCAAGAUGCUGCAACGCUGAUACCUGUCAACGUAGCCGACGCUGAACGGGCGGAGAGAGACAGAUUCCUGGUCGAGUCGAAGGACGGGGGCAUGACGUACAAAGAGAUCCGCCGUCUGGGCAAGUUCACCGAGGCCGAGUCCACAUUGCGAGGCCGAUACCGAAUGUUGACGAAAAACAAGGAGGAGCGUGUGAGGAAGCCCGUGUGGCAUGACAACGACAUAUAUCUGCUCAAGAAGGCCGUCCGCAAGCUCGCCCCAGAUGGGGCCAAAGUGCCCUGGAAGCAGGUCUCUGACUACAUCACCCACCACGGGGGCUCGUACCAUUUCGGCAAUUCUACGUGCCGGAAGAAGUAUGACGACCUGGUCGCCCAGGGCAGAGCUGCCGAACUGGCGUGA
This is a messenger RNA of Anthostomella pinea, 1395 nucleotides long. The record is from the annotation of a GenBank genome assembly. NCBI's taxonomy places the organism in Eukaryota, Fungi, Ascomycota, Sordariomycetes, Xylariales, Xylariaceae.